UUACAGACACGCCGGCUUGAGCAUUGGUAUUCUUAGUAAUGAAUAGGAAACCAUAAUUUGUGGAAUUCAUAUUCAGAGCUCAAAGAUAUGCAUAAAUAACAACUUGGUAACCAUAACAGGUUUGUAAUAAGCUGCAUACCACAGUUCAGAGUUGAAACUGAAGAUGGGGGAAGCUACAGAGAGGUAUGCAGUGGUGACAGGAGCAAAUAAAGGGAUUGGAUUAGAGAUAGUUAGGCAGUUAGCUUCAGAAGGAAUAAAGGUGGUACUCACUGCAAGGAAUGAAGAGAGGGGUCUUCAAGCAUUGGAGACACUCAAAGCCUCUGGUCUUUCUCAUCUACUGUUGUUUCAUCAGAUAGAUGUGGCUCAUGCUGCAAGUGUAGCUGCUUUUGCAGAUUUUAUCAAAUCCAAAUUUGGUAAACUUGAUAUUCUGGUUAACAAUGCGGGAAUCAAUGGAGUUGUAAUUGAAGACAGAGACUUAUUCACUACAGUCAUCGUGAAUCGUGGGGUGAUACCAGAUGAGGAAGCAACAAGGGCAGUGACUCAAACAUAUGAAUUAGCAGAAGAAUGCUUGCAAAUAAAUUACUAUGGCGCUAAAAUAACUAUAGAAUCCCUUAUGCCCCUCUUGCAAUUAUCUGACUCUCCAAGAAUUGUGAAUGUAUCAUCCACUCUCGGGCAAUUAGAGAGUUUCCCUAAAAAAUCAUGGGCAAGAGGAGUGUUGAGUGAUGGUGAUAAGCUGACAGAAGAGAAAGUGGAUGAAAUAGUGAAGAAAUUUCUAAGUGAUUACAAAGAAGGUUCAUUAGAGAGUAAAGGGUGGCCAAGGUAUCUAGGUGCCUAUAUUGUGUCGAAAGCUGCUAUGAAUGGCUACACGAGAAUCCUUGCUAAGAAACAUCCUUCAUUCUGCAUAAACAGUGUUUGCCCUGGUUACGUGAAGACAGAUAUAACAUCAAACACUGGUGUUCUAACAGUUGAAGAAGGUGCUGCUAGUCCUGUCAAGCUUGCAUUGCUUCCCAAUGGCUCUCCAUCUGGUCUCUUCUAUUUCAGAACUGAUGUCGCUUCCUUUUGAUUUCUAUUUAUGCAAUUUUCUGGUUUGCGGAUAAAACCAGUGAUUUUACUUCUCAAUUGUUGAACCUGUUUCAAGCACAUUAUAUCAUGUUGUAUUAAACUUGUGUUGUUUGUAUCUUAAAGUCUAAACUGUGUAUGCAAUAAAGUUAAUAUUUAAGUACUA
Messenger RNA from Vigna angularis (adzuki bean), 1225 nucleotides. RefSeq names its product (+)-neomenthol dehydrogenase. Gene Ontology annotation, cellular component: membrane. Bases 164 to 1063 code for a protein of 299 amino acids. The transcript has 5 exons. The record is from RefSeq and is a predicted model, not a curated record. NCBI's taxonomy places the organism in Eukaryota, Viridiplantae, Streptophyta, Magnoliopsida, Fabales, Fabaceae.